Octopus bimaculoides (California two-spot octopus) is the source of this 3501-nucleotide messenger RNA. Its product is annotated as E3 ubiquitin-protein ligase TRIM13. Lineage: Eukaryota; Metazoa; Mollusca; Cephalopoda; Octopoda; Octopodidae. Gene Ontology annotation, cellular component: nucleoplasm. Gene Ontology annotation, molecular function: ubiquitin protein ligase activity; zinc ion binding. The record is from RefSeq and is a predicted model, not a curated record.
AUAUAUAUAUAUAUAUAUAUAUAUAUAUAUGUAUGUAUUUGUAUAUGUAUGUAUAUAUAUGUAUGCAUAUAUUUCAGUCAGAUAUAUUAUUCGUAAGCAUUACAUUUUUAAAGUUGAAGGUCGACAAUCCAACUUCAGCUGGCAAAGAGAACCAUAGUCACAGGAAAAUGUAGUACAACCUCGGACGCUCACUAAAUCUAUCGCAAUUACUCGUGGCGACAUGUGAAAAUGAUUACUUAACAAUUCAUCUUAUUGUUUCCCAUUUUUUUGCUGCUGCAACAGACAGUGAGUGUCUUAAUAGAUUGGGAAUAAACAAAUGUUCCCACAAAACGGAAAAAGAAUAACAAAGCAAAACCGAUAAGGAAAAAGGUGUAUGUAUCACAGCAUUUGAAUUCCCUAAUCCAAGAGUGUAUUCUAGUCUCAUUUGGUAAAAACUUGUGUUUCGGUAGCUGUGGCGAAUGCAGUUAUGGAGAUUCUGCACAAAUCGCAAUGGCCUAUAGAGCGCCUUUUACCAAAAGAGGAAAUCUUAGAAGAAAAGAUUCCAGAAAAGGUACCCAAAAAUAUUCAUAGUACAGAAAAGCUUCGUAGACGGAAUCUAAUAUUUGACGAGGAGCAUUUUGAAGAUGUUUUCCUGCGAUGUCUUAUAUGCAGAGAAGUAUUUAAUGAAUCAGAAAAACUGCCCAAGACACUACCAUGCCACCACUCGUUCUGUUUGCACUGUUUCUUGCAAAUGUUCCGCGUUGAAGGAGAAUAUCGACAGUCAUUGAGCUCAGCUUUCCGAAGUAUGCCACGGGCUGUUAAAAUCCAAUGUCCUUCAUGUCGAGAUAGUAUAAUCGCUUCAGAAGAUGACUUACGUCGAUUGCCGAACGACCACACUGUGCUAGAGUUGAUUAACUUUGUACGGGAAACCGGCAUCAACGAUAUAUCAUACUGUGCCAAACACCAACUGCAGCCUCUCAACUUCUUUUGUGAGCCGUGUGCAAUCCCCGUGUGCUGUGACUGUACCGUCCUGGACCACAAAAACACAAACGGGCACAACGUAAUGAACAUAACGGAGGCCCUCAGUAAAUACACACCAAUUAUCAAUGACACAAUUACUGAAAUGGAGAAAAGUAAGCAGGAAUAUCUCUUCAAAAGAGCUCAAAUCGAGCAGUCAAUGAAACAUUUGAGCCAAAUGGAAACACAGGUAACUGACGAAAUUAAAUUGACCUUUCAAAAGCUACGUCAUAUGAUUGACGAAAGGGAGCGCGAUAUUUUGUCCAUGUCCGAGCAGGAAAUGAAUCGGAAACGUCAAAAUCUCAUGGACAAUUUUAAGAAGAUAAUAGAGCGUGAAGAAUGUAUGAUGGAUCAAAUGAAAGAGUUAGAAAUAGCCAAAGAAGCAAAUGACAUAAGUCAGAUGUUUACGUCACAUCAAGCAGCGCAAAACACUCUCUCAACUCCGCUUCAACUUCCGCACAUCACAAACGAUAACUUUGGUGUGUCGUUUCACUUUGAAGCCUAUAAACAUCGACGAGUGAUGCAGGAUCUCCUGAACUUUGGACAUUUAAUGGUAUUGUCCUCUUAAUUGAUCUGCUCAUUUCACUUCUAUACGUUUAUAGAACUAACGGCAAAUUUAUCAGUUAUUUUCUUUUAACUAAUUACAAAAAUGCCUCACAGAGUCAUAUCUGUGUGUGUUUGUACAUGUCUGUGGUGUGACAUUCUGGUGAAAGUAAUUUAUUGGUGUGAGAUUGUAAAAAUUAGUAAUCACUGAACUUUAGAAAUGGUCGUCACAGUUUAGUAGAGUUUGUAACACAACGACAGGAAAUCAUUUGUGGCUGAGUGAAAUCACUGAUUCAACGUAAUUAGCGAUUAACUGUAAUUGACGAUGAGAGAUGACAGAUAUUUUUGAAGAGAGAGAGUGAGAGAGAGAGAAAGAGAGAGAGAGAGUGAAAGAGAGAGAGAGAGAGAGAGAGUUAGAGAGAGAGAGAGAGAGAGAGAGAGAGAGAGAGAGAGAGAGAGAGAGAGAGAGAGAGAGAGAGAGAGAGAGAGAGAUAAACGAGGUAGGAAGGGAGUUAGAAAGAGAGAAACGAGUGAGGAAGAGAGUUAGAAAGAAAGAAAGAGCCGUUGUAAGUAUUGAAGUAAAAUAAUGUAAAAUAAUGUAAGUUUAUAGUCUAAAAGGCAGGAAAAGCGUAGCAAAAGAGAAAAAUGUCCACUAAAACAAUCCUCCUAUUUCCUUUCCCCUUGUGAAAGCUUUCUGAGAUAGAUCAAAAUGAAAUGAAAGAGGGUUGUAAAAUAAGAGCUGCGAUUUGUUUGGAUGGUUUAACUUUGGAGAUGAUGCAAAGAAAAAUACGUUUGGUAAUUUUCCUUUGUUUCUUGUAAGAAAGAGUAAGGAACUGCCUGAUAGUACUGAACAUGAAAUUGAGCUUAAAUGAUCUGUAAUUGUGUUAAAAGAAAUACCGUAUCGGUUCUAAAUGUUUUUCUCUCACUUCUAUCAUUAAAGUCACAGAAGUGUGUGUUCACUAGUAAUAGAUUUUUUUUUAUCGUAAGUUGCUUUAGAUGUGGUAUUUCUACAGUAAAAAUAUUUUCGAUUAUAUUUAUACAAAUUUAUUGCUAUUAUCUAGCGAUAAACUUGACUAAGCUGAAGAUACAAAAGUGUAUAAAACAAAAGAAAGUGGAUAUGGAAGUGGUAUUUAACUCACUGGGGAAGACUGUUACUGAAUGUAAUGAAUGAAAUAUUUUGAUGAAUGCUUUCUGUUUUGUUUGUGUCAGAUAUUAUCUGCAUAAAAAGGAAGCAGAAACAUAAAACAACACGGAAACCCCUGACUGAAAAAGAGCAGUUGCACAGUGUCUUUUUUUUUUUCUUUUUGCUGUAGACUCUUGUAGCUUUUCUCAUUUUAACUCGAAGUUUACAAGAGGCAGAGUCGAACAACUCAGGAAAAAUGUCAUAGACCGAAUCAGAUAUAAGAUCUACCUACACAGUUUUGAAGAAAAAUGCGCACAUUUUACUCCCAAAACUGAUACUUAUGUUUUAAUCUAUUUUUUUUUAUACGGGGGACCGAAGUCUAAAAAUGGCAACAACUACAAAUUCAACGUGUCCCGCACCCUUAUGUGAAUAAACUAAUAAGUAAGCAAGGGGACGAGUAAAGCAAGCGUUAUAUAUGAUAAAGAAUUUAUUGAGCCAAGACAAUCAUGUUUUUCUUCCUACAACUAAACCACACUUUGUCUAGUUCCUAUUCUCAAACGCGAAACUUCAAAACAAUAUUAUUUAUCCAUCUGUAUAUCUCUUGAAUAAUUUUUUUCUCAGCGGAAAUUUUCUCAAAGAGUAUGCAUUUACACUUUUAAUGUAGAUCUCUUGGCAUAAGUCCGCUGUUACUUUUCCUCCCCAUUGUAUUCUUUCUUUUUAUUUCGAUCCCAUUAUAUCCCCCAUCCUAAAAUUCAACGCUAUACCAAUCAUCUGAGUAAAAACUGCAUCCUCCUGAUGAGAACUUCUAACUAAAAACUGAUAUUAAACAUUUCAAUCCA